Aspergillus caelatus is the source of this 1578-nucleotide messenger RNA. Its product is annotated as dihydrofolate synthase. The transcript has a single exon. Bases 152 to 1420 code for a protein of 422 amino acids. Gene Ontology annotation, molecular function: ATP binding; dihydrofolate synthase activity; tetrahydrofolylpolyglutamate synthase activity. The record is from RefSeq and is a predicted model, not a curated record. NCBI's taxonomy places the organism in Eukaryota, Fungi, Ascomycota, Eurotiomycetes, Eurotiales, Aspergillaceae. Gene Ontology annotation, cellular component: cytosol; cytoplasm; mitochondrion. Gene Ontology annotation, biological process: folic acid-containing compound biosynthetic process.
GCGAAAUGACGCCGAGUGAUUUUUAUAGAAGAACUAUGCAAUUUUCAACUCCUCCCAACUAGCAACCACACAGAUGUCGUCCUUCUCAGAGAGAUACUCCUGAUCAUGAGAUUGACCUUGACUAGCUGCCAGAAAACAUAUAAUCGGAGGAAUGAUCGAGCUCGGUCUUAGUCGCAUAUCCCGUCUCCUUCAGCAGACGCCUUUGACCUGGAAGGCCAUCCACAUCGCUGGGACAAAUGGCAAAGGCUCGAUCAGCGCUUACUUGUCUCACCUAUUGACUUCCGGUGGAGUUCGCUGUGGCCGCUUUACCUCACCUCACCUGAUAGACCGAUGGGAUUGCAUCACCAUCGGUGAAAGCGUGGUCCAAGAGUCCUUAUUCCGGCAGAUUGAAGAAAAGAUUAAGUUGCGGGAUCAAACAUUGGGCAUUGGAGCAAGCGAGUUCGAGUUGUUAACCGCCACGGCAUUCGAGAUCUUUAAUCAUGAACGGGUUGAUAUUGGUGUGGUUGAAGUGGGCAUGGGCGGUCGGUUGGACGCUACGAAUAUACUGAACAAUGUGCUCGUAUCUAUCAUCGCUAAAAUAGGUCUGGAUCACCAGUCGCUGCUUGGAGACACCCUAGAAGAGAUCACUCGGGAGAAAGCCGGUAUCUUGAAGCGGGGGGUUCCUUGCGUGGUCGAUGGAACGAACCUACCAGCAGCCCUCUCGACUAUUGAAGAGCGUAUCAAGGAACUUGGCAUCGAUGCUAUUUACACUCGCCCCGAUGCGCCGGAUGGGCACUCAUCGGCGCUUAGUCAGCUUUUCCAGCAACAUGAUGUACAGCCUCACCAGCGGGCGAAUAUGUGUUGCGCAAUCUCAGCUUUAAAGCUGGCCCUCCGGAGAGUCCGUCCAGAUACCAGGGUUGAUUCUUUGGUUUCUCAGCUCUCUCGUGUCGAGUGGCCAGGACGUCUACAAGAAAUCGUGCUGAAUCCUAUGGUUGCUCGCACAGACUCUGUCCUCCUCGAUGGCGCUCACAAUAGCCAGUCAGCCGAAGUCCUCGGGCAAUACGUGGACUGUAAGCUUCGACCUCACGGGAGUCCUGUCACCUGGGUCAUCGCAGCAUCACGUGGAAAAGACAUAGCCUCUUUAUUUCACCCUAUCAUCAAGGCUGGUGAUAAUGUUGCAACUACUGCGUUUGGGCCCGUCGACGGUAUGCCCUGGGUCAAAGCAAACGAUCCCCAGGAAUUGGCCUCCAGUGUGCGGUCUAUUUCGGCAAUCGGAGAUGUGGAAUCAUUUGAUAACGACAUACUUUCUGCCAUCAAUUGGGCCUGUAGCAAGGCCAAUGGCGGUCCCAUGGUUAUUGCUGGAAGUCUUUACCUCGUUUCAGAUGUUCUCCGUCAUCUUCGAGAGGCGCAGAAACAGUCAGAAAACACCACUGAGUCGUGAUAGUUUUAUAACCGAAGAUACCCUUUUAGCGCCCGGACUUCUCUGUACAUGAUUGACACAGACUCAAGGGUCUUCUUGGAAUUGAGAUUAAGACCAUUCUCUUUCUUAUAUAGACAAAGUGUAAUAUAUAAAUGGCAUAGCUCCUUUUUUUUUUUUCU